Colletotrichum fioriniae is the source of this 687-nucleotide messenger RNA. RefSeq lists its product as uncharacterized. Lineage: Eukaryota; Fungi; Ascomycota; Sordariomycetes; Glomerellales; Glomerellaceae. The record is from RefSeq and is a predicted model, not a curated record.
AUGGCCACGGCCGAGCAAUUUGAGGCCGAGAAACCUAAGCAUGACGAAUGGAUACACGUUAAAUCCAAGUCCCGGUCCCGGCGGAGCGCCCCCAAGCCACCUGUCAAGGGUCCUGGUGCAAUCUCCAAGCCUGCUGAACCCCGCAGCCACAAGUCCGUCAUCGACAUAACGGCCGAGUACCACUCCUUCAAGUCCAAGUGGCGCGAAACAAUAUGCUGCCUUAGUCUGAAGAAGCUGGUGAGGGACAAUUUCGAAGGCCAUCGGAGAGUCCGUAAGGCGGUGUGUCUCGGUGUGGGCACAUUUGAUCCUGAGGACGGAGGCUGGGACGCAAAGAGGAGGAGUUAUAUCCAGCUCGACGCCUUUUUGACCGUAGUCGAGGUUUUAUCCGAACUGUACAAAGAGUCGAUACCGUGCUUAUUCCAGGAACCUCGCUUCACUCUCAAUGACGAAGCAUUUCUUACCAGCCUUGGUCAUGAGGUCGUCGAGUCCCCUGCCGCCUUCGAGGCCGUGGAUGAAGAGACGAUUGUGUUCGCGGUACACAUGUAUCGGCCAAUAUAUGAGGCGACGCUCGGGAAGGCAGUGCCUGCCAUGUUUGUCGGGACAGGAUGGGACGUUUGGGAUGAGUGCGUAAAGGUACUACUCCAUGGCCGCCCAAUGCUUAUUGACAUUUUGCCAGAUUCGCCUUGA